UACAGUUACGCCUGGAUGAUCUGACACGUCUUAGAAAUGAAUUCGUUUACUACUAUUUAUAAAACUCUUAAUUACUCAAAGUAUUCAUAUUUCAGAAGGUUGAAUUUAAUGCAGGUUUGUAAAAGUAGAGUGACGAGACACCGAGGUCUUGUAACAUAUUCCACCGAUGUCAAAGAAGAGAAUGAAGAGAUGCAUACAGAUUCAGAAGACAGUCACCACCCAGGUUAUGACUAUUUAUAUUCAGGCCAUAUUCCCACUACAAGGUUUCAGAAAACUCUGUUAGCUAUUGGUUCAGGGAUUACAGCUAUAGUAGAUCCAGCAAGAGAUGACAUGGUGAGCGCAUUUGGAGAAACAACAGGAUAUUUUGCAUUACAACGAUUAAGAGAGAAAAUGUUACAGGAUCCGGUUGGUCGACAAAUUUUAGAAGAACGGCCAAUAUUAAAUUCAUCAACUUUAGAUAUAGAAUAUCUUGGAAGUUUACCAGAGAACACAUUUGGAAAACACUACUGGAAUUUUCUAAACAAAAAUGGUUUCUCACCGGAUGCCAGGCUUCCGGUCCAGUUUGUAGAUGAUGAAGAUCUUCAGUAUGUUAUGUUACGUUAUCGACAGAUUCACGAUUUAUUCCACACAGUUCUUGGAAUGCCGCCACACAUGCUCGGAGAAGUUAUUGUAAAAAUGGUAGAAACCUUUCAAACUGGGUUACCAAUGUGUGCUUUAGCGGCCAUGUUUGGACCAGUUAGAUUAGGACCUGUUCAUAGACAGAAAUAUUUUACUACCUAUCUGCCAUGGGCUAUAAAAUGUGGUUCGAGUGCCAAAUUUUUAAUGGCUGUGUAUUACGAGAAACAUUGGGAACAAGACUUACAAGAGUUUCGUCGUGAAUUAAACAUCAUUGAACCUCCGCCAGGCAUUGGUAGGAAAAAGAAAAAUACAGAAAAUUCAUCUUGAUGACAAUCAUAAUUGCAUUUGUCAUCUUUAAAAGAAGAAUUAUUUAGGAAUGGCUGAUUGUAUGGGUUGACUCCAUGGAACAAAGGUUACGACAAAUAUUUGAAAUUAAAAUUUAUAAGCAAAAAUAGGCAUAUCAGUCAUGUUUGGUGUGAUAAACAAUAGCAAACAUCCUUGUGUCUAUUGAAAUUUGAUUUUCAAGAAUGUUCUAAGCAGAGGCGGAUCAAGGCUCUGAUGGGCCCUAGACAGCUCACGAGAUAUCAUAUCACUUGAAAAUACAGAAAAACUGUUCGGUAAGAUUCAAAUUUCAGUAAUCCACUCAACACUAUUUGUAACAUAAUUACUGAUUUCCAUGCAAACUGUGAUAUGUGUUGAAAAUUUUGCAAUUGAACCUAAUUUUACUUGCUCAAAGCCUAUAAUAGUGUAUCAAUUGUAGUCGUGAAUAAGAAUUAUCAUGGCUACAAAUAUUGCAGCUAUAUGUUCCUCUGCCUAGAAGUGUCAAUCGGCCUGAAUAAUCCCCUGCCUGUGUUUUGUUAUUGAUUGUUGAUCCAGUCACAAGAAUAAAACAUGUUUUACCAAGAA
Patella vulgata (common limpet) is the source of this 1524-nucleotide messenger RNA. Its product is annotated as ubiquinone biosynthesis protein COQ4 homolog, mitochondrial. Gene Ontology annotation, biological process: ubiquinone biosynthetic process. NCBI's taxonomy places the organism in Eukaryota, Metazoa, Mollusca, Gastropoda, Patellidae. Gene Ontology annotation, cellular component: mitochondrion; mitochondrial inner membrane. The coding region runs from base 37 to 945 and encodes 302 amino acids. The transcript has 6 exons. The record is from RefSeq and is a predicted model, not a curated record.